UAAUCGUUGUCAAUUGAAAAAUAGGUUUGGGAAAAUUUUAUCUAAAUGAAAAGAUGACAUCUAACGCAGUAUAUGGCAAUCAGAAAUGAACCUGAUAUCACUGCCAUGCACUGUAUGCAUUUCAUUUGCGAUCAUCACUGGAUUUUCAAAGAAGGUUUCAUAUUUUUGUCCUGAGGACUACAUCUGGGAUGAAAAUGAAAGCAAUUGUCGGGAAUGUAGCCCUGGUUUUUCUGGAAUUAACUGUUCGCAGCAAUGCAGAUAUCCCAAUUUUGGAUCACAUUGUCAAGGAUUAUGCAAUUGUGAAGAACGCCUUUGUAAUGUAUCAUUUGGAUGCAGUUACGAUGAUGUUACAACUUUCCCUGUUAAGCCAACCAAAACAAAUUGUAAAGCUGGUUAUUUUGGAAUAAACUGUUCAAGGCCAUGCAGAUUUCCUAAUUAUGGAGAAGAUUGUCAAAGCGAGUGUGAUUGUGAAGAACAUGUGUGCAAUGUAUCGUUUGGAUGUAGUUAUAAUAAUGUAACUUCCGUUACUCCCAAGACAAGGCAAACAAGUAUUUUUGCAACAAAAUAUGGACCGCAGAAAAGGGAGUCGUCGGGAAUCAUGAUCAUGAUAGGAAUAUUAACAUCAGUUGGUUUUUGUCUUGUUAUAUUCUCAAUAAUAGUUAUAGCAGUUUUAAACAGGAAACAUUUCUCUCGAAGAAUACGACAAACGGAACAAUUCAUCGAUUCAGUGAUGGUGGAUAAUGCAUUGAGUAGAACCAUGUGAAAA
Messenger RNA from Saccostrea cuccullata (small rock oyster), 766 nucleotides. RefSeq names its product multiple epidermal growth factor-like domains protein 10. Bases 86 to 763 code for a protein of 225 amino acids. Lineage: Eukaryota; Metazoa; Mollusca; Bivalvia; Ostreida; Ostreidae. The record is from RefSeq and is a predicted model, not a curated record. The transcript has 5 exons.